Clonostachys rhizophaga is the source of this 717-nucleotide messenger RNA. The record is from the annotation of a GenBank genome assembly. Lineage: Eukaryota; Fungi; Ascomycota; Sordariomycetes; Hypocreales; Bionectriaceae.
AUGAAGGCCUUCCUUGGUCUCCUCGCCGCAAGUGCCUGCAGCGCACACACAAUCUUCUCCUCCCUCACGGUAGGAGGGACCAACUACGGCAUCGGCAACGGCGUCCGCGUCCCCUCCUACAACGGGCCCAUCGAGGACGUCACCUCGGACUCGCUGGCGUGCAACGGGCCCCCCAACCCGACCACGUCGACCCCCCUCGUCAUCAACGUCAACGCGGGAGACACCGUCACGGCCGUCUGGCGCUACAUGCUCAGCACGACCGGCUCGGCGCCCAACGACAUCAUGGACUCGACCCACAAGGGCCCCGUCUCCGCGUACCUCAAGAAGGUGGACAACGCGGCGACGGCGCCGGGGGCCGGCGGCGGCUGGUUCAAGAUCCAGGAGGACGGGCUCGACUCCAGCGGCGAGUGGGCGACGACCAAGGUCAUCAACGGCCAGGGCCUGCACAAGAUCACCAUCCCCAAGUGCAUCGAGUCCGGGCAGUACCUCCUCCGCGCGGAGAUGCUGGCCCUUCACUCGGCCACGGGGUACCCUGGCGCGCAGUUCUACCAGGAGUGCGCCCAGAUCAACGUGAUUGGGGGCACUGGCACCGGCAAGCCGUCGACUGUUAGCAUUCCCGGCGCGUACAAGUCGACUGACCCCGGCGUCACGAUCAAUAUCUACUGGCCCCCCGUGACCAGCUACACGAUCCCGGGACCUAGGCCGUUCACCUGCUAA